This is a messenger RNA of Calypte anna (Anna's hummingbird), 3277 nucleotides long. It is a transcript of the gene PABIR2, whose product is annotated as family with sequence similarity 122B. Gene Ontology annotation, molecular function: protein serine/threonine phosphatase inhibitor activity. The record is from RefSeq and is a predicted model, not a curated record. Lineage: Eukaryota; Metazoa; Chordata; Aves; Apodiformes; Trochilidae. The transcript has 10 exons. Bases 107 to 961 code for a protein of 284 amino acids.
GCGGCGGCGACGUUGUCGGCGGCGGCGGCAUGAGGAGCCGCUGCGGGUGCCGGCAGUGAAUGGGCGUCGCGGCGGAGCGGGCGAAUCCGGAGCCGGCGCUGCCGCGAUGGCUCAGGAGAAAAUGGAGCUGGACCUGGAGCUGCCGCCGGGGAGCGCCGCGGCCCCGAGCGAUGGGGGCGGCCUGAGGCGAUCGAACAGCGCCCCGCUCAUCCACGGGCUCAGUGACAACUCGCAGGUUUUUCAGCCGUACGUGUUGCGGACUCGCAGGAACAGCACAACAGUUAUGAGCCGUCACAGUAUGUUGUUGUCAUCAUCUCCUAUUCGUAUUCCUAGCAGCCGACUUCAUCAGAUCAGAAGGGAGGAAGGAGUGGAUUUAAUGAACAGAGAAACAGCACAUGAAAGGGAAGUGCAAACAGCAAUGCAGAUAAGCCAGUCAUGGGAGGAAAGCUUGAGCCUGAGCGACAAUGACUUGGAUAAGUCUGAGAAAUCCUCUUCCCCAAAGAGAAUAGACUUCAUUCCAGUUUCACCUGCACCUUCCCCUACAAGAGGAAUAGGAAAGCAAUGUUUUUCACCAUCAUUGCAAAUGUUUGUGAGCAGUAAUGGAUUACCUCCAAGUCCUAUUCCCAGUCCAACAAGGAGAUUCUCCAACAGGAGGAGUCAAAGUCCAAUCAACUGUAUCAGGCCCAGUGUUCUUGGCCCCAUUAAAAGAAAAGGUGAAAUGGAAACUGAAAGUCAGCCAAAGAGACUGUUUCAAGGAACAACCAACAUGCUUUCUCCAGAUGUUACACAUCUGACAGAUCUCAGUUCAUGCUUGUCUUCAGAUAUUCUUGAUGGGAGUAGCAGCAGUGUUGGCUCUUCCUCUGAUUCACUGACAAAAGGCAGCAUAACCACAGAGUCUCCAGUAACAUGCUCAAACUCGUGCUCUUCAUUCAUUUUGAUGGAUGAUCUCUCACCUAAGUGACUUAAGUUCUGAGUCAGUGUCUGGCUGUGCUGUUCCCUUGCUGUACACUUGUACAGAGAAAUGAACUCUGAUCCUUGAACCAUUAACGUGAGGAUUAUUAAAAGGAAAACUGUAAUCCUUGGUGACUUUCCAGUGAUUUUGAUUUAUCCAUUUAAUGGACAUUGUAGACCAUGUUAAUGUCUGGUUUUGCAAAUUUAUUUUUUAAACAAGAUGUCUGCUAAGAUUAUAGUAACUUUUUGCUUUCAGGAACUUGCAUACACUGUUUGAUUCCAGGAAUAGGUAUAUGCCUAUUAGUGUUGCAAUUUUUAGGAAAAUACUUCUGUCAUUAUCGUGGUCACUAUGUCUAGGGAAAUUAUUUGGUUUGGAAGGAUUUGAAAAUACUAAUUUAUUUUCUGGCACUUCUACCAUUGAGUAAAACUAUUCUCCUUGUGCUUUUUUUUAAAUUUUUUUUUUAAAUUUUUUUUUAAUUUUUCCAGUCAGUAGCCUCAAACUCUUAUAGAAGGGAGGGGAAAAAAAUCUUUUCUUUUCUUAGUGCUGCUAAUUGUUUUUAUUACUGAAGACCACAGCAGGUCUGGAAAUCCCUAUUACAUUAAAAAAACCCCAACAAAACCCAUAACAAAGUAAAUAAUGAGUGGCACAUUUGCCAUCAGUGAAGAAAUUACAAUAUGAACAAGAUUAAAAUAGCUGCAUAGUUCUGUCCCCAUAUCCUUUAUCCUACAGAUUGCAUGAAAGAAGGUCAAUACUCAGCAAGAUUUGACCAAGGAAAAUCAAUCCAUGCCUUGAUCAAAGACAUACAGUGCAGAUAAUUAAGUUAUUUAAACUACUGUGUAGGAGAACCAUCUAUGGCACCAUCGAUGUCUCCUGUGGCAUUGAGGUCAUAGGUAUUUUUGUGCCUUAGGGGACAUUGUUACAGAAUUAUGGAAUGUAAACCAGAGGGGUGGGUGGGAAGAGUCCUUUGUGUACAGCUUGCUCGUGGAGUGCUUACCAGGAUCUGUUGUUGCUUUCCUUAGAGUUCCUUCCCAAGGUCUCUGCUCUGUUGCAAGGUGCUGUGGGCAGCCCCAGUUCUGCUGUGAGAUGGCAGCCAAAGGAACACCCCCUGCAGCUUUUGUCUCUGUUGGUCAGGAGCAGGGCAAGCAACUAAGUGAACAUUCAUUUUCUAAGGAAAGACUUAAAAAAGUUUGGCUUGAACAUGAGCUCUGCAAGUUGGCUGAGGAGUUGUUUGAGCUCUGAGUAGUCUUGACACAGUACCUUGGUCAGUCUGAGGUAAGACAAAAGGUAUUUUACUUUUUUAAGACUCUAACGGGGCAAAAUAUAUCCAUUUGUAAUCUACUGUGUUAUGCUAUUUAUUAUUUAUAACUAUGUAAAAAGUCUGUGGUGAUGAAUUAUAGUAUUUUUUUAUGAUUCAGUUUUUUAUGUUCAGUAAUUGCUGGCUGGUUUGUAUUUAAUACACAACGUUGUCUGCCAGAAUCAUAAGCUUCCAUUUGCGAAUGUUUGUAACAUAAAUGCUUUUGUUAUCUAAAAGUACAACUUCUGAUCUUUUUGAAAGAAAAUAGCACUGAAUUUAAAGUAAGAUUAUGUGCUUUAAAAGUGAGCACAAUCUCUGGCAAUACUGUCUGGCUCAAAAGGGGAAGGGGAGAACCGUAGAUUUUUUUUUUUUUUCUUUUCUGAAGAAGCUGUUGAGUUUCCAGAAGACAUGUACAUACCAGAUUAUUUUUAAAAGUGUUUCCAUUAAAUUGUAAGAAGUACUAUAAUGGGCCAACAGUGGCACUAUUAUUUGUAUUAUCAGUUUCACCUGUGGAGCUUUAGUUUCCCACCUCAAAUAAAUGUGCAUAUUGUAAAAUACUGUCGGUCGGUGCCAUUUUUAAAUGAGCUCUACAAUAUUGAAUGUUAAUUUUAUUUGUAUAUGCACAGUGCUAUUUCUUGAUUUUUCUUUUGAUGUCUUAAAUAGCUUAAUUAUUUUUUUAUUCAUGCUUGUAUCUUCUCUGCUUUCUUGAUGCUAAAAGAAGGCUGCUUUUACGUUUGCAGAAUACUGAUAAAAAGUCUGUGAUGAAGCUCAACCUGUUACCUGUGCCCCAGUUCCAUUAUACCAUGCUUUUAUUGGUACUAUGAUUUAGAAAUCUGAACAAGGGGUGGCAGAAGAGUGAAACCUAUUGCAUGCUUUCUUAAAACUGAAAAGAGCAUAGCUAUUGCUUAUUUUUGGCUGACUUACCUGUACAAUUGAUGUAUUCCAGAUUUGUUUGUUAGUGGAGAGUCUUAUAUUAGUGCUGGCCUUUGUAAACAUUAGAAUGUAAGCUUCAUAAAGCAAACGCACAAAUA